Oncorhynchus keta (chum salmon) is the source of this 415-nucleotide messenger RNA. Its product is annotated as sodium/glucose cotransporter 5-like. The record is from RefSeq and is a predicted model, not a curated record. Lineage: Eukaryota; Metazoa; Chordata; Actinopteri; Salmoniformes; Salmonidae. Gene Ontology annotation, molecular function: D-glucose:sodium symporter activity. The transcript is spliced from 3 exons. The annotation marks the transcript as partial. Gene Ontology annotation, cellular component: plasma membrane.
CAUUCUGGGGUCUGAUGGUGGGGCUGGUGGUCGGUGUGUGUCGGAUGGUUCUAGAAUUUGCAUUCCCGCCUCCUCGCUGUGGUAUCCAAGACGACGCCCCGUCAGUGCUGCGCUCCGUUCACUACCUUCACUUCGCCAUCAUCCUCUGCUUCCUGUCUGCUGCCGUUGUCAUAGUGAUAUCACUGCUGACUCCGCCCCCCACUGAAGAGCAGGUGCGUAACCUGACGUGGUGGACUUUGACUCAGGAGGAAGAGGGAGAAAUACCACUCCAGAAAGUCUCCUCUGUCAGCCACCGAGCAGAGACCCCAGGUCCACGUUCUGCUCAGUGCGGAGGGCGGUCUGCGGCCACGGGGCGGGGCUCUGCAGCUCAGCGGAGGGGCCAGCAGAGGAGGUUCCGUUACCCAGAAUCCCCAGC